ACCGACAUUUUACCCUACCCAUUCACAAAUCACAUCAUGCGCUUCACAAAUCUUCUCCCUCUUCUCCUCCCCCCAGCCCUAGCGGCCUCCAACGAGCCCUGUUACGGCCCCAACGGCAUCGCCGGCGUGUGCAUCACCGAUGCCGCGUGCACCUCGGCCGGCGGAACCUCCAUCUCGGGAGCCUGCCCCGCCGACGCCGCCAACAUCAAGUGCUGCUCCAAGCCAAACUGCGCAAACGGGGCGUCGGGGAACUGCCGCUGGACGUCCGACUGCGCCGGCAGCUCCGUGACAAACCAGUGUCCCGGCCCCGGGCAGAUGCGGUGCUGCUCCGCUGGCGGGUCCGGGUUCGGUGGGUACCCGGCGCCGAAUAUCCCGGCUGUCGGGGCUUGUAAGCAGGUUGCUGUCGACGGUGCUAAAAAGGUCGUUGCGGCUUUUCCUGGCCGUGUGAGGGAGAUUGGAUGCAAGAGGGAUUGCGCUUGUCCUGGAUCGUCUGAUCACUGCUGUGGACUGGCGACUGAUUUCAUGUGUGCUGAUGGCGGUGGUUCCGCUACUCUCUCUGGCAAGGAAAUCGCCGAGUGGUGCAUGAGGAACCGCGCCGCUCUGAACCUCAAGUACGUCAUCUGGGGACAAAAGAUCUGGACCACGUCCGUCGACGGGACGAACAAGAACUGGGAGAGCUGGCGAACCAUGGAGGACCGCGGCGACCUGACUCAGAACCAUUGGGACCACGUCCAUGUUUCGUACAAUGGUUGA
Fusarium falciforme is the source of this 753-nucleotide messenger RNA. RefSeq lists its product as hypothetical. The coding region runs from base 37 to 753 and encodes 238 amino acids. The record is from RefSeq and is a predicted model, not a curated record. NCBI's taxonomy places the organism in Eukaryota, Fungi, Ascomycota, Sordariomycetes, Hypocreales, Nectriaceae. The transcript has 3 exons.